Molecule: messenger RNA, 1329 nt
Organism: Aspergillus versicolor CBS 583.65
Lineage: Eukaryota; Fungi; Ascomycota; Eurotiomycetes; Eurotiales; Aspergillaceae
Product: putative disulfide isomerase
Exons: 3
Coding region: 1-1329 (442 amino acids)
Biological process (GO): response to endoplasmic reticulum stress
Cellular component (GO): endoplasmic reticulum lumen
Molecular function (GO): protein-disulfide reductase activity; protein disulfide isomerase activity
Source: RefSeq, a predicted model, not a curated record
AUGGUGCAGCUAAGCUCUACGCUUUGCGUCGUCGCAUCGCUUUUGGCAGCUCUGCCAGCCAAUGCAGAUGGACUUUAUACUAAGAAAUCUCCGGUUUUGCAGCUCAAUCAGAAAAGUUACAAACAACUGAUUGCUAACUCGAACUACUCCUCUAUAAUAGAGUUCUACGCCCCAUGGUGCGGUCACUGCCAGAACUUGAAGCCUGCCUACGAGAAAGCGGCGAAGAACUUGGACGGACUGGCUAAGGUUGCGGCCGUUAACUGCGACGAAGAUGAGAACAAACCUUUUUGUGGACAGAUGGGUAUACAGGGUUUCCCAACAUUGAAGAUUGUGACGCCUUCCAAGAAACCCGGCAAGCCAAGUGUGGAGGACUACCAGGGCCCUAGGACCGCCAAAGGAAUUGCCGACGCGGUAGUAGAGAAAAUCCCGAACCAUGUGAAGAGACUCACGGAUAAGAACCUUGAUGAGUGGCUCUCCGAGGACGAAGCGUCGCCGAAGGCUCUUCUCUUCACUGAAAAGGGCACAACGAGCGCUUUGAUCCGCGCCCUCGCGAUCGACUUUUUGGGUAGCGUUAAAGUGGCCCAGAUCCGUAGCAAGGAAUCGGCUGCGGUUGAGAAGUUUGGUGUCACCGAGUUCCCAAGCUUGGUUUUACUUCCGGGUGAUGGGAAAGAGCACACAGUCUACGAUGGUGAACUCAAGAAGGGCCCGAUGGUCGAGUUCCUUAGCCAAGCAGCGUCUCCCAAUCCUGAUCCUGCACCCGUUUCCGAAAAGGCGAAGGGCAAGUCAUCCAAGUCCGGCGAGUCCUCCGAGGCUGAAGAAUCCGCUGCUGAGUCCAAGCCCUCGGCCUCAGCUCAGGCACCCCCUCAAGCACCCGCUAUCCAUGCCUUUGAAACUCCUGAGGCUCUGGAAACCGCCUGCCUCGCACCCAAGUCUGGCACUUGCGUUCUUGUACUGGUUCCAGAGUCUGCUGAAUCAGAGGCAGAGUCCGCUGGUCCUGCCAAGGAAGUACUUGAGACUCUCGCACAGGUUGCGUAUAAGCGCACUGUCCCCACGUAUAACGUCCCUGCGUCAAACGCCGCGGCGAACAUCCUCAAAACUAGCCUUGGCCUAUCUGAGGAUGCGCAGUCAAUCGAGAUCAUUGCGGUAAACGCACGAAGGGGUUGGUGGAGACAUUAUGAUCCUUCGGAGAGUGCAGACUAUGGCCUACACAGAGUAGAAGCAUGGGUUGAUGCUAUUCGUAUGGGUGAAGGGUCUAAGAACAAGCUCCCGGAGGGUAUUGUUGUUACCAAAGACCAGUCAGAGAAGAAGGCUGACCAUGAUGAACUGUAA